UCACACACAUUCAGCUAUUGAAGUGGUAGCAAUUUUUUUCCUUCUCCUUUUUCAAAGGCGGCAAUGAGGAACUGUAAAGGGAACUAUAUAAGACCAAGGAAUAAAAUGUGUGCCAUGGUCCUAAAUACUAUUGAAGAUCUCAUUUCUGAAAUUGAAAAAGAACACAUCCUGGGUAUCAAAUGUGAACACGAUCUGUUAAGACGUAGAUUUCUGUCAGAAGAAUACACCCAGCAAAGUGAGCUAUCUACCGAACAACCUGCCAUCAAUUGUAAUGCAUAUCGUUACUACCUAUCUGAUAUUUGGGCGAACAUGGACUCCACCAGAUAUGCUCUUGGGGUGAAGCAGGGAACAAUUGGAGAGUUUAAGAGAUGCAAAAAAAAGUAUGCCCUAUUCAUUUGAUGCCCCGAGCAGCAUAGAGUACCA
Messenger RNA from Triticum dicoccoides, 423 nucleotides. RefSeq names its product serine carboxypeptidase-like 19. The transcript is spliced from 4 exons. The record is from RefSeq and is a predicted model, not a curated record. Lineage: Eukaryota; Viridiplantae; Streptophyta; Magnoliopsida; Poales; Poaceae. Bases 64 to 399 code for a protein of 111 amino acids.